Vombatus ursinus (common wombat) is the source of this 1047-nucleotide messenger RNA. Its product is annotated as serine/threonine-protein phosphatase 2A catalytic subunit beta isoform-like. Gene Ontology annotation, cellular component: cytosol. The transcript has 2 exons. The record is from RefSeq and is a predicted model, not a curated record. NCBI's taxonomy places the organism in Eukaryota, Metazoa, Chordata, Mammalia, Diprotodontia, Vombatidae. Bases 1 to 1047 code for a protein of 348 amino acids. Gene Ontology annotation, biological process: peptidyl-serine dephosphorylation; mitotic cell cycle. Gene Ontology annotation, molecular function: protein serine/threonine phosphatase activity.
AUGCUGUCGAGACCGGGGAAAGGGGUUGCUGGGCAACCAGGGACUGCAAACUCUUCCAUGAAGGAGAUGUUUACCAAAGAGUUGGACCAAUGGAUAAAACAGCUGAAAGAUUGUAAACUCCUCAACGAGAAGCAAGUGCACACUCUAUGCGAGAAGGCUAAGGAAGUCCUAAUGAAAGAGUCAAACGUUCAGAACGUCUCUUGUCCCGUUAUUGUCUGUGGCGAUAUCCAUGGUCAAUUUCAUGAUCUUUUGCGUAUCUUUACGAUUGGUGGGAACUUACCAGACAAAUGCUACCUUUUUUUGGGUGAUUAUGUUGACAGAGGCUUGUACUCAGUGGAGACUGUGACUUUACUUGUAUCUUUAAAAGUACAAUAUCCAAAGUCUAUUACAUUAUUGAGAGGAAACCACGAGUCUCGAGAUGUUACUCGAGUUUAUGGUUUUUAUGAUGAAUGCCAAAAGAAGUAUGGAAAUGCCAAUGUCUGGAAAUAUUUUACAAACCUUUUCGAUUAUCUCCCCAUUACAGCUUUAGUUGACAGCCAGAUAUUUUGCGUCCAUGGGGGUCUGUCUCCCUCCAUAGAUACCCUGGAUCAUAUAAGAGCUUUGGAUCGUUUUAAAGAAGUCCCCAUGAGUGGACCAGUCUGUGAUCUGUUAUGGUCUGAUCCAUAUAGUAAUGAGGGAUGGAGGCCCUCUCCAAGAGGGGCUGGGCACACAUUUGGACCAGACAUUUCUCAAAUAUUUAGGCAGGCCAAUGGUCUUUCACUGAUUUCCCGGGGUCACCAACUUGUCGAGCAAGGUUACUUCUGGACUCAUAAUGAAAAGGUGGUAACCAUUUUCAGUGCACCCAAUUAUUGUAACCGUUUUGGGAACCUGGCUGCUAUCAUGGAACUGGAUAAUCCUAGAAAGUACUCCUUCCUACAGUUUGACCAAGCACCUCAAGGGAAGUGUCCCGGCAUUCCACUUCUACCUUUUUCCUAUAGACAACCUUGGGCAAAAUCCGGGGUAAAUAUCAGGGAGUAUUUGCAGAAUAUUUUUAAAAACUCCAAAUAA